AUGGAGAUUCGCUUCGGGGCCUCGCUCUCACAAAACUCCUCCUUCCGCCGCACGAUGGAGGACACCUAUGUCGUGAAGGCGGACCUUGCAGUUGACUACCCGUCGGUCGGGUCGAAAAACUUCCUGGUCGGCGUGUUUGAUGGCCACGGCGGGGCCAAAACCGCCCUGCACACGGCCGAGGUCCUUCCCGAGGUGCUGGCCGACCAGCUGCGCGCUUUGGCAAGUCUCAACAGCGGCAGCCAGGAGGACUCCAGCGCAUCGGACUCCGAGCCGUCGGACUCCGAGGCGGCCACCGCGCCAGAGACCGGUUCCCCCUCCGAGCAGGCCGAUGCCGGGGCCAGCGUCAAUGCCAGCCCCGAGGCCAGGCCGAUGGCCACCAAUUCCGGGGCCGGGUCCACGCCGCAGUUCACCGCUGCCCAUGCCAUUGACCGCGCCUUCGCGCGCAUCGACGAGCAGCUGGCCAAUGACAAUGUCCGACUUCCCGGGUCCGCGGUGGCUGUUUGCCUGCUGACCGAGGACCCGACGGCCGGCCGCCGGAUCUUGACCGUCGGCAAUCUCGGCGACGUGAAGGCCGUCCUGAUCCCCGGGCCGUUGGACAUUUUCCGGUCCCCCCCGGCCGAGCUGGCCUCGCGCCCGGUGUACGACCUGUCGCUGGACCACACGCCGCGCGAUACGGACGAGCGCGACCGGGUCCUGCGCGAUGGUGGCCUGGUGUUCCGCAAUCGCGUGGGCGGUGUGCUGGCCGUGAGCCGGGCCCUGGGCGACCUGUCGCUCAAGCCGGCGGUCUCGGUGCGGCCCUUCACCGUGGAGUUCGACCUGGAGCAGGUCCUCCGGGCCGAGGGCGCCACCGAGGGUCUGCUGGUGGUGGCCUCCGAUGGCCUGUGGAAUGUCUUCAAGUCGGACGACUUGGCCGCCGAAGCCCUGUCCUUCUUCGAGCGCAAGGCCGGCCGCGGGGGCACCGGCCCCGCCGGCAGCCCAGACCCCAUGGCCACCGCGGCGACCGCCACCGACGAGGAUCUGGACUCGGCUGACCUGGCCGACGGCGAAGACAGCCUCUGCCACCAGCUGGCCGACCAUCUGGUCAAGACAUCCAUCACUUCCGGAUCCAUGGACAACAUCACGGCCGUGGUGGUCCGAGUGACCCUCCCGCCUGUUACUUCGGCCUAG
Molecule: messenger RNA, 1167 nt
Organism: Fonticula alba
Lineage: Eukaryota; Rotosphaerida; Fonticulaceae
Exons: 1
Coding region: 1-1167 (388 amino acids)
Biological process (GO): protein dephosphorylation
Molecular function (GO): protein serine/threonine phosphatase activity; cation binding
Source: RefSeq, a predicted model, not a curated record